UCUUACUAAUUUUUCAACUGUGAAGCAAUCUAAACUGAUCUCUGGUUGAGAGAAGUUGUAGAAGUUAAAGAAAUAAAUAAUACAGAUCAAAGCAAAAUAAUUUAAAGAGAUAUCUUCGAAAAAAAAAAUUGUGAAUAAAAACUAAAAUUAAUUGAGUGAAAAUUGUCAGAAAAACUGUGAAAAUAUUUUUAAAAAAUCAAAUCAAAAAUGUCUUCAAAAAAUAUGCUGAUGACUCAAAUGGAUUUACAAUUACCGCCAACGCCCCCAAUGGAUUUAAGUGAUUCAAAUUCAAACAGCUCAAAUGACUUCAAAAAAUCAGAAGAAUUACAUUCACUGAAACGUAAAUUAAAUGAUAUUAAUUUACCAAAGGGAUUAGUGACACCAAAUCCAUCUGAUACUGAAGAUGAAUCAGAUUUACCUCCACGAAAGCGCAUGUAUGCUCGCGACUCAAUUAACUUUUUGGAAAAACCAACGUCGUUUACUCCACCACCGGAAGAUAUCAGUGUCAACUCAAAUGAUGCAUUUAGAGCUGACAUUCCAGCACAACGCGUCAGCGUUAUUAUGCGUGUCAACAAAGACGGAACAUGUAUACCAGCAGCUGAAGCAAAUGCAACAACUGAAGUCAUUCAACCUAAAUGUGAAGAUAAUGACAUUCACUUGAAUGUUUUUCGAAGCGUAAAGUACAAGAUGGGGAGAAAAAACAGUCAAUCGACGUCAAAUAGUUGUGAUGGUUCAACUUCACCAUCACUUCUUGGAAAUACCAAUGAGUCAUUAGUUAAAAAUGUGGAACAACGUGUAUUGACGUCAUCGCCUGUUUCGAUGGCUCAACCACAAUCACCACCAACCAUUUUAUUCCAAGUUCCACAACAAAGUCCAGCUAAACAAAUUCAACAAUUGCCAAACAUUGCACCAAAAUUACCACCUCAAGGUAUCAUCAUUACAACGUCACAAGCGGGAAAUGGCUUGAUGCAAACAGGAUUUCUUCUGCUACCUUCGAGUUCUGCACAAACGAUUGUCACGUCAACGCCCCCAUCAUCUCAUCAAAGGCUGAACAAAACAAAUGCUCGUACACAAGCAACACAAGAACGACGCCGCAUUUUCGAAUGUGAUUAUCCAAAUUGCGGUAAAAACUACUUUAAGUCAAGUCAUCUUAAAGCGCAUACAAGAAGUCAUACCGGUGAACGUCCAUUUUUCUGCAAAUGGGAGAAUUGUGAACGUCGUUUUUCGAGAUCUGAUGAAUUAUCACGACAUAAACGUACUCAUACCGGCGAAAAGAAAUUUGUUUGUGGUGCUUGUGAUCGUCGCUUUAUGAGAUCUGAUCAUUUGUCGAAGCAUGUUAAACGUCAUAACAAAGAUAAAACGAAGGGAAAGAAUAACCUCGCAUCGUCGAAUAAUUCGUCAGCACUUAUGUCAAUCUCGCAACAUCAACAAACGCCUAGAAGUAUUGUUCCAAAUCUGAAUGGUAUAAUGAAUAACACGCUUCUAUAAGCGGCAUGCUGUUGAAUCACAAAAUUUACCUGAUUAGCUGUUUAAGCCGUCAGCACAAUGGCGUUUGAUCUCAUUCUGUCAUCUCCUCGGUUAUGCAUUUUUAUUGCUGAAAGCGAUCUUGUUUUCAUGGAAUUUACAAAGCAGUAGAUCAACCCAUGAAAACUAAACAAAGUUAAAUAAAUUAAUGACGUGUAACGAAAAUCUUUUUCUUAGAAGUUUGCAUAAGACAUGAUAAGCUUACAAACUCUUUUUAUUAAACAUGUUAAAGUUUUCUUUUCUUUCGAUUUAUUUUUUAUGUUAUUCAGUUUAUUAACAUAUAUCUGACCAACAUAUUCUGUGAUUUUGAGUUAAUAAUGUUUCGUUGAUGAACGAAAUUUAUAAAUAAAAAUAUUUAAAACAUUUAAAUCAUCAAAAAACUGAGUUUUAAAUCUUUUUUCCAGACUUUUCUUUUAAUUUAUCUAUGACGCAGAUACUUAGCAGAUAACUUAUCUAUCAAUUUAUAAAUAAAUUGUUUUUGUCAACU
Clunio marinus is the source of this 2011-nucleotide messenger RNA. The record is from the annotation of a GenBank genome assembly. Lineage: Eukaryota; Metazoa; Arthropoda; Insecta; Diptera; Chironomidae.